Corvus hawaiiensis (hawaiian crow) is the source of this 1472-nucleotide messenger RNA. Its product is annotated as complexin-3-like. The record is from RefSeq and is a predicted model, not a curated record. The coding region runs from base 709 to 1164 and encodes 151 amino acids. Gene Ontology annotation, cellular component: SNARE complex; terminal bouton. Gene Ontology annotation, molecular function: syntaxin binding. The transcript has 3 exons. Gene Ontology annotation, biological process: neurotransmitter transport; regulation of neurotransmitter secretion; synaptic vesicle exocytosis. NCBI's taxonomy places the organism in Eukaryota, Metazoa, Chordata, Aves, Passeriformes, Corvidae.
CCCCCAUGCCAUCCAGCCCCUCUCCCGUCAGGGCUCUGUGCAGCAGGGGAUUACAGCCUUUUAAUCAGAGGCUGUAUGGGAAUUGUUUGGUAUAGAUUACGGGCGUGGGGCACAUCCCCAGCAGCGGGGAGCCCCCGGCCCCGCAGGCUCCCAAGCAAUCUCGAGUCUCGGUGGAGCAGGGAUUAGCGGGGGCACGAGGCUGCCGUGCGGGUGGGUGUGCACCCGCCACCGCCUCGUCUGCUGCCAGUCCUUCGACCCUCGAUUGAGUUUUUUCAGCUAAUCCUCUUGUGUCUCCUCUGUGCUGACUUCCUGCACCUCCAAUAUCCCCUGUCUGUGUGGUUCUGGGUGCCCACGGCAUGGGGCUUUCCCCAGGGCUUGGCCCUGGCCCCAUGGGUGCUGUCCCAAAUUGGGAUCCAUGUAAUGGGGGGUAUUUCAGCCUGACGCAGCAUCUGCUGCAGUUUGAUGACUCCUUCCACCUCCCCAUCACUGUGAUGGGGCAGCACUUGCUGUCCCCCUGCACUGUCACUGUCCCCUGCAAGCACCCUUGGGUGCAGCGAAGGGAAGGUCUUUCCACCCUGGCUGUGGCUUCCCCUCCUAAUGCCUUAAUCCGCCCCUGAUCCACAGUGCUCCUGGGGCUGGUCCCACUGACCUUGCAGGCACUGGGACCGGGUGGGCACCUUGGGGCACGAGCUGCCACCACCACCCACCAUGGCCUCCUUCUUCACGGCUGCCCUGAAGAGCUUCCAGGGGGGCAAGGACGAGUCACCCAAGGGGGCCCCCAAGGAUGACAAGGCAGCUGCACCGCCCAGCGGCGUGGCCCGCGAGGAGUUUGAGGAGUACCAGCGGCAGCUGCUGGAGGAGAAGAUCGAGCGGGACAAGGUGUUUGCACGGAGGAAGGCAGAGCGGGCCACGGUGCGGAUGCACCUGCGGGAUAAGUACCACCUCACCCAGGACGAGCGGGACGAUGCCCAGGUGCAUGUGGCCGGAGGCGCGCUGGAGCUGCCGCAGGACCUGGCAGCCAUGGUGCACAGCGAGGAGGAGGAGGAUGGCAGCGCCGGGGCCUUCGCCUUCCUGGCGAAGCUGCGGGAGGUGGAGCUGCCGGCGCUGCGGGACCGCGCGCGGGGCGGCGUGGACCAGGUGAAGGAGAAGUGCGCCCUGAUGUAGCAGCGACACCGGCAGCCCCUGUCCGCGGGAGCCACGGCAUGCGGAGGCUCCGGAUGCCUUUACUUGGGGUGGGGGUCCCAAUACACCUGUUGGGCGUGGGUUUUCUUCCCCAAAACCAUUCCCAGUUGUUUUCCCAGGGUGUGCUGGGGUGCAGAAUGCCUGGGUCCCCUCCAGCCGUUAUGGUCAGGUCCCUCUCGUGAUGCUCCUGGUGUGAGCCUCCAGUGGGGCAGGUCCCUGACACUGUUACCCCCCGCAGCAGCCCUGGCGCCGUGCACCAUUUGGCUCAAUAAACACAGUAUUUGCCGGCA